This is a messenger RNA of Uloborus diversus, 2415 nucleotides long. RefSeq names its product protein phosphatase 1 regulatory subunit 21-like. Gene Ontology annotation, cellular component: early endosome; membrane. NCBI's taxonomy places the organism in Eukaryota, Metazoa, Arthropoda, Arachnida, Araneae, Uloboridae. The transcript has 22 exons. The record is from RefSeq and is a predicted model, not a curated record. The coding region runs from base 130 to 2304 and encodes 724 amino acids.
CUUUAAACGCCCAUCCGCAUUUGUGGCGGUUGUACGAAAGGGAAAAUCGUCGGCACUUGUUUACAUUAUUUUACCGGGGAAAAUACUCCAAAAAGCAUCAAAAUGAAAUUCGUAAAGAAAUAAAAGACCAUGGAAGAAAAUUCAGAAGUGGUUUCAAAAUACCAGAAGUUAGCCUUAGAAUACUCCAAACUGAAAGCUCAGAUAUCGGUACUGAAGACUGCUGUUGCCGAAGAACAAGGAGCGGUUGCUGAGUUACAUGAAACAGUGAAAAAGAAAGAUCAGUUUAUAAGAAAAUUAGAACAGGAAGUUGAAUGCUUAAAUUUUAGAAAUUUACAGCUAACCAAAAGAGUAUCGGUCCUUCAGAAUGAUUUGGAGGGAGUUGAGUUUCAUUCAAAACAUUCAAAGGGUAAGCACCCUGCAAGUAAUUCAUCUCCAUUUCCUGAGUCAUAUGCGGUUCUCAAUGCUGAGCUGCAAAGCAGAAUCGAAGAGAAUGAAAAACUGCAUCAAAAAUUAUAUUCUGCUGAAACAGACCAUAAAAGUGAGAUUGCCAAUUUGACUUCACAAAUAGAAAAACUACAAUUGAACCUGUCUGAACAAGAGCAAAAACUUAGUGAAAAAAUAAAAGAGCAAGAGGCCUUUAUUAACACCCUUCAAAAGGAAAAAAUUAAGAUGCAGGUUUCUUUGAAAAAUCAUGAAGUAGAAUUGAAAGAUCGAAAAAGGAAAGAUGAAACAAGAGAUAAGGAUGUAUCAUCUGUUAAAGAAAAUUUAUCCCAGCAACUUGAAAAAGCUAAUAGUAUAAUUUCUGAAAAAGUUUUAUUUAAUGAUUCAUGUGUGCAAUUCAUGAACACGCUUAAUACACCUAUAGUCCAAAGGCAAAAACACGGAAAAUUAGUUUCUUUGAUGACUAAAUUGCAGAGCUUUAUGUACGAUUUCAGUCGGCAGCUAUCCGAUCUUUACACUUUCCUAAUGCAAAGGCUCUGUAUUCCUUCUUGUGAAAUGAGCAUUAAAGCCAUCGUUCUGAAGUUAGAUUACUUUUUACGUGAGAGUAUUCCUUGCAUCAAGACCAUUCCAAUUAACUUUGAAAAGAUUGCAAAUGCUGUGAAAGAUGAAUCCUUAGCAUGGGAUAAAAGAUCUGUGUUAGAAUUCUCCAAAUCGUUUGAAAUGUAUGUCUUGCAGCUAGAUAAAAUGCUUCCUUACAUAAUUUUAAGAAUAGAAUGCAAGGAAUCAUGGGUAGGAUCAUCUCAAAAAGCAAUAGAACUUUUGCCAAAACUUGUUUUGUUACCCAGAAAAAUACUAAAUGCCUUUAAAACUCUGCAGAGAUACAUGCAAGUUCUUGGAUUGUUUGGUACUUCCGAGAAAGAUGUGCAUUACAGUACUCAACCAGCAGUUUUGAGAAAAAUAUUUUCAAAUAUAAAUUUAUUGCAGUCAUCAUUUGAUGAGGCACGGAAAUUGUUUGGUUCCAAGAUUGCUGCUGAUCACCAGCUUCCUAUGUAUAGUGAUUCUGAAAAGAGUACUGAUGAAUGCAUUGUUUCAGCAUUAGUUUCAUUGUCCUCUAUUUUGAAGAAAAUUGCUGAUCUUAUUGAAAAGGAUUUGGCUAUAGUUUCUUCUGAUGUUUGGUACACGCCACGGAAAUUUUCUAAAUGGAAUGGUGCUACUUUUCAUGAAUGCGUUUGGAAGUAUAAGGAUAGAGGCACUAAGUACAUUCAAAAUAUAUCACAAAAUGAACUGCAUUCUAUUCCGUAUGAAGUUGCCUUGAAAAACCAUCAAACACUGCGUGAUAAUGCAGAUAAUCAUGAAAAUCUUACACAGCAGUUGGAGCAAUACCGAAAUAAAUUGAUGCAAUUGGAAUUGGAUAAAGAAAAUUGGAUGCUUGAAUGCCAGCUAAUGAAGGCAAAGGAAUCACAAAACAGCCAAAUUACUACAAAUGGCGAAGAAAAUUUUAAAACUUAUGAUUCAGAAGAAAUUCACACCUAUGUUAAGAAUACUGUGAAUCAGCUGGUUAAACAAAUCCAACUUGCUGAUAGCAAAUCAAUAGCGUUCCGAAAUGAGUGUGAAACAUUACAUCAAAGGUUGAAGAUGAAUCUACAGAAAAGUGAGACACUUGAAAAAGAAACCACCAAUGCGAAGGAAUUUAUUGACAUAUUAAAGGAAGAACAGAAGACUUUAAAGCAAUCAUAUGAAGACCAACUAAAUACAAUGAGUGAACACUUAGCUAAUUUAAAUGAAACCUUAACAGCUCAAAAGGAUGAAAUUGAUAACCUUAAGCAGGCGAACAAGGGCAAUAAAAAGGGUAAAAGCAAGUAACAGCCAUCAUGGAAAAGAACAUUUCAGUAAAUCCAAUUUGCAUUAAUGUCAAAAAAUGAAAGCAAUGUAUAUUUUUUGUAAAUUUCUUGAGUAAAACGUUUUGAAAUGUUU